GCGGGCUCGAAGCGCUGACGGCGGCGGGAGAAGGUGUGGAGCAGGAUGGGGUUUGCUGAAGACAAAGUGUACGAGUACAUAUUGAGAAACUUGAGGAAUUUCAGGAACAUCCGGGUGGCAUCGCUGGCCGAUUCCCUGAGCUGCCUGACCGACGCCGACAGAGAUGAGCUUCACUCCCGGGAGGAGACACGGGGCAGCCAGGCCACCGUCUACAGGUUCUACCAGCACCUGAAGUGCCGGCAGGGCUGGGUCCCUGACCUCAUCGAUGCGCUGCGCCACAACAACGCAGGGCACCUGGCCGACGAGCUGCAGCGUGUCUACGACUCCUGGCAAGUCUGUACUCAGUCACAAACCAACUCAGCUCCUCCAGGUGCGCCGGCUCCUGCUGCUGCUCCCCUCCCUCCUGCAGCCAGCGGUGCCCAUCCUCCUGCCUCUGCCUGUGCCCAGACCCCAAACCCGGGGCCUGUCCCGGUUCCGGGUGUGCCCUUGGCAGAGCAGCUGUGCCGAGACCUGCCCAGGGCUGCCACCACUGACCAGGACACCAGGAUGCCAGUGCAGGAGUCGCUCUCCAAAGCCCUCUCAGAGCAAGAGAGUCCCCAACCACCUCUGCCUGGCAGCGCUGUCUGUGAUGGAACGAGCACCGGGAACAGCAGCGAGGGGCAUCUCCUGCGACCCACUGAGGCCACCCGGGGGGCAGCCAGCACGGACGUGGCAUCGGCCGCGCCCGCCGAGCAGGGCCAGGCCUGGCUGAGCCGCCGGCAGCAGCCGGUGUGCGUGGACAACGGCUGCUUCGGCAACGCCAAGCACCUGCAGCGCGGCGCGCCGGGCCUGGGGCUGCCAGCCAGGCAGCCAGGCACUGCCCCCCGCCCCCAGCCUCCCCUCAACGAGCCCCAGGAGGACUUGUACGUCUCCACCGAGUCACCCCCGGGGCUGGAGGGAGACGCUCACGGCGGGGGGCUGCAGCCCUCAGACGCCACAGAGAAAAAGCAAGCUGUGCCCAGCUGUGAGCCCCCGGGGAGCUUCGUGGAUGUGCGCAGCCCCCUCCUCAUCCAGCAGCAGUUCGAUGUGGAGCAGAAACGGGGCAGGAUGCUGCAAGAAGAUGGAGGAGAUACAGCAGACACACGGAUGGAAACAGCCACCCCAGUUGCUACCCAUGUGCCUACAGACACUUCUCCAUCUCACACCACUCCCCUGAAUCUUGCACAAGAGGACAAGCCACCUGUGGGGGAGAUGGCCAGCAGCACCCACUCUCCAGCAAAGGAGAAAGUGCACCCAGCCUUGGUGGACCCUCUCCCACAUGUUGCAGGAAGCUUGGAAGUCCCACCUGGGAGGAUGGCAUCCCAGGUGAGCUCUGGCACACGUGUCUGCAGCGAUGUGGAGGAUGAUGUGGAGCUCAGCAAGCCAGGUACCCUCGUCUCUUUAUCAAGCUUCAGCCUCAGCAGCGACCCACUCUUUAUGAGCACAGAUAACUCCAGGUCAGGAGAAGCAUUCUCCAGGGUCUCCUUGAGUUGUCCAGCUCCAGCAGUUCAUGAAGACCCCAGGGGAGAGGAGGCAGCUGGAGCAAGCAGAGAUUCCUGUCCACCUCCGAGCUGGGACAGCACCUCCCUGAGUAUCUAUGAGAACCACUGCCCCAGCAUCCAGCUCGGGGAAGGCAACAACAUCCAGGAUGGAGCAAAUCCCCUUGGAAACCCUCCAGUUUUGGACUCAAGCAAAGGCUGUGGGGCUGUGAGCAGCUUGCCUGAGGCCAGAGUGUCCCCUGGGGACAGCAGCAGACCAUCCCUGCCCUACAUCCUUCCAGCUGUGGGCAUCGCUCUGAUCUCAGCCUUUCUGGUGUACAAUCGACUGCAGAAAUAGCCCUGCAGGGCGUGGGAUGCCAGCACUGUCACUUGGCCCAGGUGAUGCCUCUUUGCAGCAGGAAUUUGGCCAACAUGUUUAAAGCCUGGAGAGCAGCAGCUGUGGGGAGAUGGUAGGGCUGGUGUUAAAUCUCUUUCUAGAAGGUUUUGCUGGAAGAGGCCUUGGUUGUGUGAUGCUGUUGGGUUUGGGUCUGGUCCUACCCUGCUUCCCAACCAUCUUAUCUGUAGCCUUCUUUUACAGCCUUAGAAAGGGUCUUGCUCAGGGAAUGACAUCUUGAGUCCAAAAAGAAAGUUCUUGUGAUUGUCCACAUCUUUCAGGAAGGCCCAGGGAAAUAUCCUGGUGGUCUAAGGGCUGCCCCCUGGACUGUGCAGCAAGGAGAAGUUUUGUAGACACCCUGUGAAAGUGGACCUGAUAUUAUUGGCUCUGUCUGCUCUUCUUGGCUUGAAAACUUGCUUGAGGAUCUGUGGAGCACCCUUCACUAGGUGCCUCAUGUUGAAUUUGCCCUGGUGGCUCUGGUU
Molecule: messenger RNA, 2372 nt
Organism: Dryobates pubescens (Downy woodpecker)
Lineage: Eukaryota; Metazoa; Chordata; Aves; Piciformes; Picidae
Gene: MAVS
Product: mitochondrial antiviral signaling protein
Exons: 7
Coding region: 46-1854 (602 amino acids)
Source: RefSeq, a predicted model, not a curated record